Molecule: messenger RNA, 3581 nt
Organism: Sciurus carolinensis (gray squirrel)
Lineage: Eukaryota; Metazoa; Chordata; Mammalia; Rodentia; Sciuridae
Gene: Mettl4
Product: methyltransferase 4, N6-adenosine
Exons: 9
Coding region: 852-2270 (472 amino acids)
Cellular component (GO): nucleus; RNA N6-methyladenosine methyltransferase complex; cytosol
Molecular function (GO): site-specific DNA-methyltransferase (adenine-specific) activity; nucleic acid binding; RNA methyltransferase activity
Source: RefSeq, a predicted model, not a curated record
GGCACCCAGCCGCCUCGUCGCCACGCUGAAGCUUCCUCUACCAGGUCAGGCCUGACCAUCAAAGUUAGCUGUAAAGACCCAAGUUCCUACGCCACCAAAUAGACCGAGUGCUCUAGGGCGCCAUGGAAACCUUUUCCGUACAGCAACAUGGCGGCGCCCAUUGAGUCUUAGAAAGAAAAAAAUUCUCCUUUUCCCCUUAAUGGUGUAUCUUUCAUUACCGCUCUUUGGAUGGGUGCUGUCUUCAUGAGAGUCUGGGAAGGCGGCGGGGACUUUUCUGAGAAGGGAGUGGUGAGGAAGGAGAUAGUGGCUGCCGAAUGUGAGUGCAACUCGGCUCCAGGGAUCGCACUGGUGUGGCCGCCUCCAGGGUUCUGGCUGGAGAUUUGACUGCUCGCCUCGGUCUCGCGGUCCUCUAGUGGGUACUUUUAUCUUUUAAGGAAUUCAAUGACCUCCUUACAUGGAGAAUGUAGACAUCUGGCGAGAUUCAAGGACCAAGCAAGAAAAUUGUGUAAGGAACAGGAAAAUAGAAGGAAGAUCAAAUUGGAAUUCCAGAUAACAUCAAGUAAAACUUCUUGGUCAAGCUGGCUGAAAAAUUUGAAUGAUCAGCUCUGAAAUUAAGAGAAGAUUUUAUUAAAACAUUGCAUUUUUCUUUAAGAGCUGCUUUAUAUUUUAAUAUAUCAUGAAUGCUUAAAUUCUUUUUUUGUGUGUACAUGUCCAAUUUGUAUACUUGCAUAACGGUUCUAUCUGUGUAUACGAAGUUUAUGUUUAUUGAAGUAUAGGAUAUUUAAGAACUUGAUUUUCAAAGUUGAGUUUUACUGCAAAUUACUAAUUCCCAAACUUUUUAAAGGAAGAGAAUGUCUGUGGUACACCAGUUGUUACCAGGAUGGUUAUUGGACCAUCUUUCUUUCAUUAACAAGAUAAAUUAUCAACUUUACCGGCAUCAUAAGCCUUGUUGCAGUAAAAAUGAACCCACUUCUUCUGUCCACUCUAAUUGUCUUCAGAUGGAUUCUAUGUCUUUUUUUGGAGCCUCUGCUACACUUAUUGCAUCUGACUCUACCACUAAGCCAGAAAAUGAAGAUUCAAGAAAUUGUGAAAUUCCCACACAAAAAUAUGUUUUUAGAUCUGAACUGUUUAAUGUCACCAAACCUUAUAUAACUCCAGCUGUUCACAAAGAAUGUCAACAAAGUAAUGAAAAAGAAGAUCUAUUGAAUGGUGUUAAAAAAGAAAUCUCCACUUCUAUUAUUGGAAAGAAGCGUAAAAGAUGUGCUGUUUUCAAUCAAGGUGAAUUGGAUGCUAUGGAAUACCAUAUAAAGAUCAGAGAGCUGAUUUUGGAUGGAUCUUUAAAAUUAAUCCAAGAAGGUCUCAAAAGUGGUUUUCUGUAUCCACUAUUUGAAAACCGGGACAAGUGUAAUGAACCUAUUACUUUACCACUUGAUACCUGCAAUUUGUCAGGAUUAUGUGAAAUGGCAAAGCAUUUACCUUCUAUGAAUGAAAUGGGACAUCAGACAUUACAAUUGAGAGAAGAUGAUAUGACUGUCACAGAGCAGGAUUUAUUAUCACGGGUUGUUGAAAACAACUCUAAUUUUACAAAAAUGAUUACUUUAAUGGGACAGAAAUACCUCCUGCCACCAAAAUGCAGUUUUCUUUUAUCUGACAUUUCUUGUAUACAACCACUUCUAAACUGUGGGAAAACAUUUGAUGUAAUUGUGAUAGAUCCACCAUGGCAAAACAAAUCAGUUAAAAGAAGUAACAGGUACAGUUAUUUAUCACCACUGCAAAUAAAGCAAAUACCUAUCCCUAAACUGGCCGCUCCAAAUUGUCUUGUUGUUACUUGGGUAACUAAUAGACAGAAACACGUACGUUUUAUUAAGGAAGAACUUUAUCCUUCUUGGUCUGUGGAGAUUAUUGCUGAAUGGCAUUGGGUAAAAAUCACCAGUUCAGGAGAGUUUGUGUUCCCUUUAGAUUCUCCACACAAAAAGCCUUAUGAAGGUCUUAUACUGGGGAGAACUGGAGGAAAAACUACUUUACCAUUAAGGAAUACAGAUACAGAAGUGCUCCCCAUUCCAGAUCACAAAUUAAUUGUCAGCGUGCCCUGUAUUCUUCAUUCUCAUAAGCCACCUCUUGCUGAGGUUCUAAAAGACUACAUCAAGCCAGAUGGGAAAUGUUUGGAAUUGUUUGCUCGAAAUUUACAGCCAGGUUGGACUAGUUGGGGCAAUGAAGUUCUCAAAUUUCAGCAUGUGGAUUAUUUUGCUGCUCUUGAGUCUGGAUGCUGACUAUGACCUUAAUUAAAAUAGAGCUUUUCCUCAGUGUUUCCUCUUUCCUUCUCCCGUCAUUCAAACUCAUUUUUUUCUUUUACCACCAACAACUGUGCUUGGACACGUAAGAAAGAUUUGGGCUUUUAGUAAAUUGACCAGAAAUGACUAUCCUUCAUAUAACUUUAAGAUGGAUUUUAUUUCCCUUAUUAUUAUAAUCCAUAUUAUUUCAGACUCUCUACAAUUAAAGAAGUAAGCAGUUAGAAUGAAGGCAGGAGUGUGUAUUAUUGAAUAACUUCAGAAAGCAUAUACUGUGGACCACAUAUCAUAAUCCUGCUUAUUUAUAUGUGAUUGAUUUGGCCCACAUGAUGUUAUAAAGAAAAUAGAACCCUCAUUCUAAAAAAUUAGAAAUUUCACAUUGAAGUCCAGAUUUCUGCUACUCUUUAAUCAUCAGAAGCUCUGGGUACACUAAGGCCUGUGUUCUUUCUUGGCAUUGACCUGCAGCACCUAGUGGAGGUGGCUCACUUGGGAUGGACCACGUGCUGUCCAGUUUGCCACAGUACAACUUGGUCGGUGCUGCUCACUUAUUUACCUGGCCCCUGUCUGACUUGAAUUUGUAGCCUCUGGUAUAAUCUUACAUUCUGAGAAAAGCAACCAAUCACUGCCAACUAGUGCAUCAGUGGAUUGAGUGUAUGCAAUGGUUUUGGAAGGUUUUAAAUUUAACUCAGGGUGGCUUUUCAAUCAUUGCUUAGCUUUGCUUGUUUUUCUAGAAUAAAAUUAAAAGAUAUUUCUUAUAAAAAUGUCAAAAAAAUAAAUACUAUGUGAAAAACAUAUUAUUUACAGAUUUUCUACAAAUAAAUAUUUUUCUAAGUAAAAUAAAGGAUUUUUUGGUUUGUUUUGUUGUUUUUUGUUUUUACGGUGCUGGAGAUCAAACCCAGGGUCCUGUUUGUAUGAGGUGAGUAUUCUACCAAAAGCAUGCUGAUUAAUUAUGUAUUACCUUUUAAAAACUUGAGAUGCAGUUUUUAUGUCACAAAAUUCCCCAAUUUCCAGUAUAGCUUUGAGUGAGUUUUAAAAACAUGCUGUUGUCUACCUAUCACCAUGAUCCUCAUAGGAUACAUUCCCUUCACCCCAGUCUCUCCUGUGUCUCUUCAGUCUGUAUCUUCCUCCUGGAAAUCAGUGAUUUGCUAUUGUUAGUUUUACUUUUUUAGUAUUUCAUUUAAAUGGAAUCAUACAGUGUAUUGUAUCUGUCAUUAGCAUUUUUAGAGAAGAAUGUAUACUGUAUACAAUCUGUACAUAUUUAUCUACUAAGUACAAUGUUAGAUGAAAUGGCUU